Scatophagus argus is the source of this 11227-nucleotide messenger RNA. RefSeq names its product protein argonaute-3 (gene ago3a). Gene Ontology annotation, biological process: regulatory ncRNA-mediated gene silencing; regulation of stem cell proliferation. The transcript is spliced from 19 exons. Lineage: Eukaryota; Metazoa; Chordata; Actinopteri; Scatophagidae. Bases 785 to 3388 code for a protein of 867 amino acids. The record is from RefSeq and is a predicted model, not a curated record. Gene Ontology annotation, molecular function: RNA binding; protein binding.
CAGAAAGGCAACUUCACCAUAUUUAGCUGGCUUACCGAAGCCCCGCAGAGUUAUCUGUCAAGCAGACAGAAAAUCUUGACAGUUAUCGGUGGACACGGUUCGGUGUUGACAGCUGUAUUUUCAUCCCGGGAUUGAUACUGUAGAAAACGGCAUCGUUAGGAUAUGGUGCUUGGGAAACGGGGCCGUGCCAACGGCUGUUUUUAACGCGAUAAAAGUCGCCGUCGUCUGUCAGAAUUCCAACUAUCCAACAGCCGAGCUAGCCAGCUAGCUAAUUACUGUAGCUACACCGACGCUCGCUCUGCUGUAGAUACGAAUUUAUGUUGCCUUUCUAAUGUCCAGUUAUCGGUAGGAAUUCGUUUGGACUCAAUGACCCCGCUGUGAUGAUAUCCUGACAGCCCCUCUCAUCCGUUCCAGACACUUUCCUAAGCCUGGCUAGCGAGCUAAUUUGGCUAACUAGCAGGUUUCCUCUGCUACGGGGUCGCGUUCAGCAACCAGUAACUUAACGUUAGCUUUCGCAGCGGCAGUAAAAUCCGAUUGGAUACGUUGACGGUGUGCAAACGGCGGUGUGCGGGGACGCCGGAGAUCCCCGGCCGGCGAAACGACCGUACCAAAGUGCCCCUUUUGACAGUCGGCAGGGAGUGGAGCUAGAAGAGACCAGGGUACUUGACCAUUCAGCGCGACAGAGGCGGCGCACCGCCGAAGGAGACACCGGAUUGAACGGAGGAAGAGUCCCAAAUCUUUGACAACUGUGAUCCGGGUAGUGAACCGGGCAGGGACCUCAUGAAUGGAAAUCGGAACUACAGGAGCCGUUGGGGCCCAGUCCCUGUUCUCCAUGCCUCGACGGCCUGGAUAUGGCACCAUGGGGAAGCCCAUCAAGCUACUGGCCAACUGUUUCCAGGUGGAUAUCCCCAAGAUGGAUGUCUACCUCUACGAGGUGGACAUCAAGCCUGACAAGUGCCCACGGCGAGUCAACAGGGAGGUGGUUGAUUCUAUGGUGCAGCACUUCAAGGUGACAAUCUUUGGGGACCGCAGGCCUGUCUAUGAUGGAAAGAAGAGCCUGUACACAGCCAACCCACUGCCUGUGGCACCAACAGGGGUGGACCUGGAUGUCACUCUGCCAGGAGAGGGAGGGAAAGAUCGCCCUUUCAAAGUUUCCAUCAAGUUUGUAUCUCUGGUCAGCUGGCACAUGCUCCAUGAGGUGCUGACUGGCCGCAGCAUGCCUGAGCCCCUGGAGCUGGACAAACCUAUCAGCACCAACCCCGUCCACGCAGUGGAUGUAGUGCUCCGACACCUGCCCUCGAUGAAGUACACUCCAGUGGGUCGAUCCUUCUUCUCGGCUCCAGAGGGAUACGACCAUCCCCUGGGAGGAGGGAGGGAGGUUUGGUUCGGCUUCCAUCAAUCUGUGCGCCCUGCCAUGUGGAAGAUGAUGCUUAACAUCGAUGUGUCUGCCACCGCCUUCUACAAGGCCCAGCCAGUCAUCCAGUUCAUGUGUGAAGUGCUGGACAUCCACAACAUAGACGAGCAGCCUCGCCCUCUCACAGACUCGCACCGGGUCAAAUUCACCAAAGAAAUCAAAGGUUUGAAGGUGGAGGUGACACACUGUGGAACCAUGCGGAGGAAGUACCGCGUCUGCAAUGUGACCCGUCGGCCUGCUAGCCAUCAAACGUUUCCUCUACAGUUGGAAAAUGGUCAGACAGUAGAGCGAACUGUAGCCCAGUACUUCAGGGAGAAGUACAACCUGCAGCUUAAGUAUCCCCAUUUGCCCUGUCUACAGGUGGGCCAGGAGCAAAAGCACACCUACCUGCCCCUGGAGGUGUGUAACAUUGUAGCUGGUCAACGGUGCAUCAAGAAGCUGACAGAUAAUCAGACCUCCACAAUGAUCAAAGCCACAGCUCGCUCUGCGCCCGACAGGCAGGAGGAGAUCAGCAGACUGGUGCGCAGUGCCAACUAUGAGGCAGACCCGUUUGUGCAGGAAUUCCAGUUCAAGGUGCGAGACGAGAUGGCCCACGUGACGGGGCGAGUGCUACCCGCCCCCAUGCUGCAGUACGGCGGCAGGGUGAGCACAGAGCACUUUAUGAACCGCACUGUAGCCACGCCCAGCCACGGGGUGUGGGACAUGAGGGGAAAGCAGUUCCACACUGGGGUUGAGAUCAAGAUGUGGGCCAUCGCCUGCUUUGCCACACAGAGACAGUGUCGGGAAGAAAUCCUCAAGGGUUUCACAGACCAGCUGCGUAAGAUCUCUAAGGAUGCUGGGAUGCCAAUUCAGGGCCAGCCAUGUUUCUGUAAAUACGCCCAGGGAGCGGACAGCGUGGAGCCCAUGUUCAGGCACCUGAAGAACACCUACGCUGGACUGCAGCUUAUCAUCGUCAUUCUGCCAGGAAAAACUCCUGUCUAUGCGGAGGUAAAGCGUGUUGGAGACACCCUCUUGGGCAUGGCCACGCAGUGUGUCCAGGUGAAGAAUGUGGUGAAGACGUCACCACAGACCCUCUCCAACCUCUGCCUCAAGAUCAAUGUGAAGCUUGGAGGCAUCAACAACAUCCUGGUACCUCACCAACGACCAUCAGUGUUUCAGCAGCCAGUUAUCUUCUUGGGAGCAGAUGUUACACAUCCACCUGCUGGAGAUGGGAAGAAGCCUUCAAUCGCAGCAGUUGUAGGCAGCAUGGACGCCCACCCCAGCAGGUAUUGUGCCACAGUGCGGGUCCAGAGGCCCAGGCAGGAGGUCAUCCAGGACCUGGCCUCCAUGGUGAGGGAAUUACUCAUCCAGUUUUACAAGUCAACCCGCUACAAGCCCACCAGGAUCAUUUUCUACAGGGAUGGAGUUUCAGAAGGCCAGUUCAGACAGGUGCUUUAUUAUGAGCUGCUGGCCAUUCGUGAGGCCUGUAUAAGCCUGGAGAAGGAGUACCAACCAGGCAUCACCUACAUUGUUGUGCAAAAACGCCACCAUACACGCCUCUUCUGUGCCGACCGCAACGAGAGAGUUGGACGUAGCGGAAACAUUCCUGCUGGUACUACCGUGGAUACGGACAUCACGCAUCCCUACGAGUUUGACUUUUACCUCUGCAGUCACGCUGGAAUACAGGGCACCAGUCGGCCCUCUCACUACCAUGUGCUGUGGGACGACAACUGUUUUACUGCUGACGAGUUCCAGCUGCUCACCUACCAGUUGUGCCACACCUACGUGCGCUGUACCCGCUCAGUCUCCAUCCCUGCGCCAGCCUACUACGCCCAUCUGGUGGCCUUCCGUGCCCGCUACCAUCUGGUGGACAAAGAACAUGACAGCGCUGAGGGCAGCCAUGUCUCUGGUCAGAGUAACGGACGGGACCCCCAGGCGCUGGCCAAAGCUGUUCAGAUUCACCACGACACCCUGAGGACCAUGUACUUCGCCUGAGCUCCACUGACCCUCCCCAACCAUCGCAACCCUUAACAACACACAGAAACACACACAGACACAAACAUGCACACCUGGCUUGCCAGUCAAGGAGUCCUCAUAUGUGCAAGUCUUGCCCCCAAUUCCCCCCCCCCGCCCCCACACGCCUAGUCAAUCCGGACCUGACACUGUGCAGAGGAAAGCAGGGAGGAGGAAGGGGAGGAAUUACUCCCACACUGGACUGAGGAUGCAAACGCUGCUUUAAAAACAAACAAGAGAGAAACUCGGCACUAUUAUGCAAUAUUAAACCAGCCAACUAGUUUAUUUUUACCCUCAUCAGGCCCCUUUUUCAUUGCCCCUCCAAACUAUUCUUCUUCUGUUUGUCUCUUUUACCUGUGGCCUAGUGAGUGUUUUUCUUGUUUGUUUUUAUGUUUCCCUUCCUUUAGCACACUCACUCUUUCAGUUUACUAAUCUGCUCCUUUGCCAUCUACAGUACCUCAAGUCAAUUUGAGCAGCAGCACUUUCACAUUCUGUCAGUUUUACUGUAGUUUGUCCUUGACUCUCCCCUUGCAUCAGAAAUGGGGAAGCAGAUAAGGAAGGGUCAGACUCUGGUGUUGUUAAGUGGUGUGUGAUUUAUUUUGGAAUGCAGUUGUUUCAUUGGACCAGAGGUCCUUCCAGUUGCCACUUUUAUUUUUCCUUCUUCUUCUUGUUUCCUCUAUUCUGUCACUUUCCAGUAGCGUAGGGAAUCACCAGUUCUUUUGAGCACACUGCCACCUGUUGGCGACGAGGUAUAAAUGCCCCCUAAAGUUACAAAAAGGAGUUGUUGUCUUCUAAGGUUUCAGAUCGGCCUUGUAGCUGUCACAUUUAAACAGGGGCAGUUUAUUUUGGCUGAUAUAUCAGUUGCUCAACUUCAGCCAUCUUUGGUUUUCAUUUAAAGUUUAACACUUUUAUUUAAUUCUGGUUGUUAUUUUUCUUCUUCAUUAUGUGAAACAUUUUAUGAUUUUUAGUUGUUUUUUUUUUAAUCAUUUAAAAUCAUGUGAGCUUAUGUUUUGUUUUUUUUUUAAUCUCGUGCAUUCAUUUCCCUCAGUGCUUGAUUGCACAUUUCCCUCUCAGAUUUCCAUCUGAGAUGACGAGUAAAUAGAGCUCAAUGGUUUAUAGAUGUUGAUGGUUUUCUCUUGUGCAAUAAUCAGUUGAAGCAAAUGGAAGAGGAUUUUAGGGGACUUAAAUGACUCAAAAGAACAGUUACACAUUUCAUUCGAAAGUGAGUGUCCUCGAAGAGAGAAAGGUUUGCCACUUGCUCGGCACUUUCUUGUAUUGCUCCUCUGUGAGACGAUCGAUCAGCAUGUUUUAUGAGUUUGUCCUUGCUGCUGGUGCAACUGCAGUUCUGGUGAUUUUAAUGUUUUUACUUGAAUUGAAGGAUUUUAUGCGCCUAGGUGGUUUGACAACACUUUAUUGUCACUGGGCAUAGUUUCAGAAUUCCUGAUCACCAGUUUGUUAACAAGGCUGAUUUUCUUAAUUCCUGAGACUAACAAAACUUUUCACCUGACCGCAGCAAAGGGGAGUAUAAGGGCCAUAUAGAGGUAGUAUUCAAGUGCCUGGUGGAAGUUAAGUGUUACAUGGUCAAAAGCUGCAGAACUCCUUAUAAUCCUAUGAUCCUAUUUCAUUGGGGUAAAAUAAUCAAAAAGCAUAUUCUAACAAAUAAAAAAAAAAAGACAGCAUAGGAUGGUUUAAAGCAAGAAAGUUUCACCUGAUGCCUCUUACUCUUCUCAACAACUAUCUACUGACUUUUCUACACAUCUCAUUGAAAUGAUCCUGAGAUCAGCGUAUUUAUUGUGUUUGCCUGUACAGCGGUAUUAGCUGUCGGCUUUGCUUCGGAGCACCGUUCAAGCAAAGCAGGCAGGGUUAUCUUUUUACUUAAUCUUCACCCAAUGUGGAUCCGCCUGCUGCGGUGUGUUUGAACCUAAAAAGGUCGGAUCCAAGGGCGUGGAGUCGGCCUCAUCAUAAACUGUUUCUCUCAGUAGAAGUCCCGAGUCCAGGACUUGGUUUAGUUCCUAUCCAUGUAACUGGCCUGGAGUUGCAACUGGCUUCAGAACAAUGCUGAGGAGUUAAGUUAGUGACCGAUGUUUGCAGCAGAUGUACGGCUGACCGUCGUUGUGUGAAAUGUGUAUCUGGAUUAUAGUCGCCACUUAUCUCCUCUGUGCCGCUGAUGACCUGAAGCUCGUCAAGGCGGUGUUUUUACAAGUUAUCUGCACUAAAAGAAGCUGUGUUUCGGGACUGAACACAGGCGUGGUGCUACUUUGUCUGAACCUCUAUAUGAGACUCGAAGAGCAGAUGGGUAGGGUUGGAAUAAAAAAAAAAAAACAAACGGUAAACCUCACUCACAGGAGAAGGAGGAGGAGAAGACCCCGCUGCUGUGGUUGGUGGUGCGGGGAGCUCUAGGUUUAGGGUUUCUCUCUGUAGUUGUGAUCAGCAUUGAGAAGUUUGCAGACGUUCCCGUGGAAGGUGACGUACAAUGUGGGCUCCCGCAUCCGCUGUUGCUUUUGACUGCCUUUCAUAGGCUAGGCCUUCCAGCGUGGAAGCCAGUUGGUUUGAGCCUUCGUGAUUUCACUAGUGUCUGAAAGCCUUUUUAAAAAGCCAGAUCUAAAGUAUAUUUGUACAUUUUAAAUUAUGUAAUGCACACCACUUAUUUUUGCUAACAGAAAACAGUGUAGUCUAAUUAUUAAUCUUAGUAAUAAAUGUAUCAUGAUAAGUAAUGGUUAAAAAGAUAAAAAAGUUUUAUUAUUGCAAUAGACUGUUGACUUGUUCCUGUGUCACUAUAACGUGUAGUGUAUGUGUGAACAGUGGUGGGGUUGUUGAAACUAGUGACGUGUGUUUGGACUGUCAUACUGUUAUUGAUAGGGAUGUGGACUUAAACCGCCUCUUGCAUUGAUGUUUGGGAGAAAAAAAAAGCUGCGAGAUGUUAAAUUCUUAUUUCACUCCCUCACUUCUUUUUUUGUAGAUGUUCGUACAGUCACAGGUUUGUCACAGAGGAGAGAGAAUCGAGAGAGAAAAUAUUACAUAUUGUACUGCGAAAGGCAUCGUAUUUAGACUUUACAUCCCUGUUGUGAUGACAGACGGUAGGAUAGAAGAAGAAAAAGAGUCGAUGAAUUGAGCAGAGAUUGUGCUCCUGAAUGUUCUCGGGUUUUCUUCAUCUGGUGCUGAUGCUUGCUCCUUAUCAAAUGGGAGAGGAAAAAGGAAUGGGCAAGUGGUUUUGAAAGUGUGAUCGUGCCAUUUCAAAGACACAUGUGAUCAAACAAUAUUGUGACAAGGAGUAGUAGUUCUCCAUUCCUUUUGUGUUUAAGGCCUUGGGGGGAUUUGUGUCAGAUUGCAACCUCUGUUGCUUUCCUCUGACUCCUGUGUUUACCCAAGCCACUUCAUGUGCUCACAAAUACAAAGAGUUAGCCUCCUGAUAAAUCUGCAGUGUGACAAAGCCUGUAAUCUUAUUGUUGCUCUCUUUUCCUUUGCUCCCGAACAUUUACUCCCCUGUGCCAGAGGACUACAUUCCACGGCCAAUGUACAAUCCCAUCCCCCGCCGAAGGCAUAAGAAAGAUUAGAGCUGAAGGACAAUAAUGGGGUUUGGUUAGAAAGGUAUAGCGGGUUCUGUUAUUCAUCCAAGUCUUUGUGAUUCAGAAGGAAUCAAAGCUGAUCAACGCUAACUUAAUGCGGCACGUUGUGUUGAUGUCUGGAGGUUAAUUGCAAGAAUCCAUUUAGAAUUCGCUCUCUUCUCCCCUGUCUCUAAUGGAUGUUCAGAUUGUGUAUAAAUUACUCUCUCGAGGGCAAUUGAACACACGUUUACAUAACAGAAGUGUUUGCCUUGCUUACAACUAAAAUGUCAUCAGCUCUGCUUCGCAAAUAUUUAGCUAGUAGAGAAGUGACCUAACACGAGCAAGACCAUUUGGGCCAUGUGGAAGUGAAACGCUUGAAGGGAUACAAACACAUUAUUUAUUUUGGUUAGUUUUUCCUCAGCAGAUAUCAGUGUUGCACAGCAGGGGAGUGUACUUGUGUGUCCUUCCAGUUCUAUUAAGAUGACAAGUUUGAUUUGACUGAAUUAAAAGGGCAUGCUCAGCUCACAGCUGGCAGCUAGUUGUGCCCUUUGGCUCUCAAUUAGAAUUGCUAACAAUACAUACUUACACAAGUCUUUUUGUGGAAGCUGAAGAUCAAACACCUUACCCACACAGUCACACACUCUCCAGUGAAGAAAAAUGGCCAAAUUAACUCAAGAAGGUCAGUGUCUCCCCUUUUGUAAGUGGAAGUCAAAGUUGUAUUCCAUUUCGAGUAAUUGAUCAAUAUCCCUAAUUUUGGUUGCUCUUUGCAGUGGAAGGUAGCAAUGGAGUGAGAAAAAGUCCACAGAAAGUGCCUUUCCUCUUGAUGGUGCUGUCAAUUGAAAGAUAAAAUGUAAAAUCAAACAAAUAGAAUCUCCUUUUCAAGAACACAUUGCAGUGCGGGAAUGGCUGCAUGCACACACACUCACUGUACACGUUUUUGGUGGGUUUCUUUUUUUAGAGACGGCGAUGCAAACUCGUGUUUCAUGCGUUUAGAUUGUCAAGCCUCCGUAGAAAUAGAGUAUAUGCCAAGUAUAUGAUUGUGGUUGAGCUUUCGCUUCCUAGUGCAUUUAGUGUCUUGGACCAAUGGUGUCGUUGGUACAGUGGAAUGUGCGUUUGGGUGGGAGGUCAAUGGGGGUGGUUGGUGGGGGUCGUAGCUGACACUAGCGUGGUGUGACGCAGCCCAGCCCACGAAUGACAAACAUAGCACAGCACUUUAGAGACUGCCACUCUCACUCAGACACAUAGCCAACAGGUUUGGAUCUCUGUCCCUCCACUCCCCUUCUCUCUCCUGAACGGAGAAGAAGAGGAGGAGGAGGACGAGAGGGUCCAAAACCUCAGCGUAAACGAGGAGUCGAAGGGAUGUGUGUUACCAAACAAAGCAGCCGGUCAUUUAAAGCGUGCCUCAUGCUCUCGUGACUUUGUUGGUGGCUCGGUUGAGUCAGCCUGCUCUCUAACGACGGCUUCCCUUGUGGAACUGCCACUCGAUGCUUUGUUACAGCUAGGGCUGGGUGUCAAAACACGAUAUCAGCACCUCCCAGAUUCUGGUGUCAGAAUUUUAAAAUGUCCCCAGACAUAAAAAAAGGUUUUACAAUAGCCUGUUCUUGCACUGAGGAAUCAAUGUUUUUCUUUUUGAAGGGCAUUUUUACCAAGUAAUUCAACAUAACAGGAUGGAAAUCUUCUUGGAAAAUAGCUUCUUUUUCCCCCCCACAGAAAAUGAUUUGGUCUGCUGCGUAGUGAAGUCAUUCUGAAGUGUCAUUUUUACAGCAGGCACAGAGAUGAAAUCAGACAGAACCAGUGUCAGUAUUGAAGCUUUUCUCACGAUGCCCAGCCCUAGUAGCAGCCCAUGGCAUUCUUUCAUCGUAGUGCAAUGCCCUGCCAUGUGUCUUGUCCCUGAUGGAGGAAAAUGUGUGCCCAGCAGUAUCCCUGUCUUGAGCCUGUAGGGUGCCGGCUGAAAACCAACAGUGGUCUGUAGUUCUGUGGGUACCUUUCCAGUCCAGGGGGUGAAGUCUUUCUAUUACAAGAGAUCUCUAAAAACACUGCACCUCACUUACCUUGGUAUGCUGCAUAUGUUAUACUACAUGAAAGAAAACUGCAAAUUGCUUUUAUUAUGACAUAUAAUGCUUGAGUAAUGCCUGAUUGCGAUAUUCUUAUACAGUAACUAUUUUAGAGUCAAAAUAAGUAUAACUGUAAAAAAAAUAUUCUGUUUUGUCUUAACACUUAUCCGAUUUUGAGAAGUUGUUCUUGAGCCGACUUUUAUUUUGUUGUCCUAUUUAAAUGUGUCGUUCUUUAAAUUUAUAUAUGAAAUAUAUAUAUGCGGAAUAUUUUAUGGUGUAUUUAUUGAGAGUGCGUUCAAGCGGCUGGAGUCUCCGCAUCCUAUAUUUUUUGCAGCAUGGUGGGGGUGGAGCCAAGAGGACGAGGCCUUUAGCCCCUCCCCCUCCAUGUUGACGCCUUAUUCUCCGAGACACGCAAGCACAACAAUAUGGAGGGGGGGGUGCGAGGUGGAGGAAAGGGAUGAGGUGGAUUUGACUUGGCUAUGCAGAGCUGGGUGUCAGCUCUCCCUUCUCCUUUUCUUAUUAUUCUUUACCCUCCACUCUUCUUUUGCCACCCGAGAAGGUCGAAUGCCAGCCCCCACGCGUUGCAGCUCAUCUCUGACGAAGGGAACCAUUUCUGUACCACACACUGACUUGUUUUUUUUUUUUCUUUUCCCAUCCCAAGCUGCUAAUUGGUACGUUAGCCAUGUAAAUUCCCCGAGCCAAUAAAUGGCAGGCGGGAGAGCAUAAAAUUAAAAAAGCAGCUGGGGAAGGAAAGAAAGAUGUUGGAAAGGCAGAACUCUUUGGAUCACGGUGAAAAUCUUAGCGUAGUUGUUGCUUCUUUCCUCUUAAAAUUGUCUCCUGUCAAGGUUUUUUUUUUUUCUUUUUUCUUGUGCCACAACAUUUUACAGCAGCAACAGGUCUCAUUCCAAGACAUGCCUCAGCCUUAAGUGUGUUCUUACAUAAAUGUCAGAUUUCUGUGACUUUGCAAUGCCUGUGUUGGGUGGCCUACAAAGAAAACAAGCCUACAUACUUGAUCUACCCCGAGUUCCCCAACCAGCAUCCUCAUCUCUUCUUGUUUCUCACGUAAACCACUAACAUUGCAACAGAACUUAGUGAACUCUGAUGUACGAACACGUGUAAGCUUUUAAAAAUUUUCUUUUUCCUUUUUUCUUUUUUUACUCAUAUAUAAACAGAAACCAGGUCUGGGUUUAAACAGCGUUUGAACACUGUUCGUGGCAUUUGUUUUAACAAGAUGAGCAGUGCUUACUGCCUCAGGACAAUUCAGAAAGCCCAUCCAUCCAUCCAUUCAUCCACAAUAUGUACUGCACGUUUCAAAUGACUUCUGAAUCACAUGAAAUCAGACGCUAAUUUGACAUCUGUACUCAUCCCUGUCUCGUCAUCGUAUUGUUGUUGAUGGCAAAGCCAAAGAACAGUAUUCUCAGAUGCGGUUUGACUCUGGCCUGACAGGAACUAGGAUGUUCCCCAUAGUGCUGGAUUACAGAGACCUGUGCCUGUAUAAUGCAACAAGGAUGAGUUGUGUUGUGAUGAAUUGCUGUUCUUUUCUUGUUUUGUUUUGUUUUUUUUUAAACUUUUUUUGUUGGUUCUCCCCAUCACCCCAUCGGAGGAUCAGAGACAUGGAGACUUUGAGUGUUGUCAAUCCUGUUCCAAGAUAAAUAGGCCCUCUGUCCAUUAAACCAAAUAAUAAUGUUGGUUUAAUAAGUGUUUACUGUAAUGUUUACUCCCAUGGCUAUCAGAUGUUUAACCUGUUUUCAUCCCAUUAGCAUUCCAAUAAUGACUUUGAACCAAAUAUUGCACAAGAGAUUAGGCACCUGAUGCUGUUUUCUCCCCUUGUAUAAAGACAGAUAUUUCACAGUGGCCAAGGAUUUAACACGUUGAUUUGAAAUGUGUACGCUGAUUGUUCAGAUUAUGUUCAAUGUAGCACCUCGCUCUCUAGUCGGUUUUACUUCAAACUAAAGAUCUUGGGUGGCUCUGAUACGUCAGCGGGAGGCACCAGCAAUCGGAUGUGCACGUCGAACAGUGACAGAAGCUUCACCACCAGAUGAUCCAUGUCUCCGUCUCUCUGUAUGUUGCAAAGGCUCUGUUGUACCAACAGCCCUAUUCCUUUCAGUUUUAAUGUCUUUCUUUUGUAACUCUCUCUUGUAGUUUGUUGGCCUUUUAGCGUUGCUUUGCUUCAGUUUGAAGUGUAUCUUUGACUAAUACUUGCAAUAAAAUGCUUUGCUUUA